This is a messenger RNA of Synchiropus splendidus (mandarinfish), 1058 nucleotides long. It is a transcript of the gene fkbp14, whose product is annotated as FKBP prolyl isomerase 14. NCBI's taxonomy places the organism in Eukaryota, Metazoa, Chordata, Actinopteri, Syngnathiformes, Callionymidae. Bases 115 to 750 code for a protein of 211 amino acids. Gene Ontology annotation, molecular function: peptidyl-prolyl cis-trans isomerase activity; calcium ion binding. The transcript has 4 exons. The record is from RefSeq and is a predicted model, not a curated record.
UCACGUCAGGACUUGGCUGCCACGUCGCUGCUGCAAUGUUUUGAACUUUUCUGCGCAUCUUUAGUUUAGAUUAGUCCGUUUUUUAUUCAAUUAAAUUAACUGGAUUCUAUUGCAAUGAUCACCCCCCACGUUUUUUGGCUUUUACCGUCGCUAUUUGCGCUUACAGAUGCACGCAAACUACCAGAGCCAGAAGUGAAAAUAGAAGUUUUACACAAACCCAUGGUGUGUUUACGAAAAUCAAAAUAUGGAGACAUGCUUCUAGUCCAUCACGAAGGAUUCCUGGAGAGCAAUGGAACCAUGUUUUAUUCCAGCCGCACACAGGGGGAUAAAAACCCUGUGUGGUUCACCUUAGGGAUCAAGGAGGUGCUCCGAGGCUGGGACAAGGGUCUCCAGAGCAUGUGCACUGGGGAGCGCCGGAAGAUCACGGUUCCUCCCUCUCUGGGUUACGGGAAGGAAGGCAAAGGAAAGAUCCCGCCGAGCAGCACUCUGGUUUUUGACAUCGAGCUGCUGGAGAUCCGUAAUGGCCCCAGGUCACAUGACUCCUUCAGAGAGAUGGACCUGAAUGACGACUGGAAGCUUUCACGAGAGGAGGUGAAGGAGUACCUGAAGAAGGAAUUCCAGAAGCACGGGUAUUCGCCCAACGACACCAGUCACGAGGCAAUGGUUGAUGACAUCUUCCAAAAUGAGGACGAGGAUAAAGAUGGAUUCAUAUCGUCUAGAGAGUUCACCUACCAACAUGACGAACUUUAACAAAGUCACUAGGUUCAACAUGAAACACUGAGUCAGCAAUUUCCCUCAAAGUGAAUUCAGAUCAUGAAUAAGAAAAAAAAACAUUUCCACACGCACUGAUGUACAUCAACGACAGUAUUGUAGCUUAAAUAAACAACAUUUUUGUGACCAUUUGUUUAUCACGCAUGUAAUUAUCAGAGCCUACCACUAGAUGUCAGCAACGCACGGUGGUGGAAACAUCCUUGAAGUAUCGUUCUCAUGAAGCUCAAACUGUCCAAAAGUUUUCUGUCCACGCUGCACUUAAGAUAUAGAUCGUCCUAAACUCUGAC